Molecule: messenger RNA, 669 nt
Organism: Lottia gigantea (owl limpet)
Lineage: Eukaryota; Metazoa; Mollusca; Gastropoda; Lottiidae
Exons: 3
Coding region: 1-669 (222 amino acids)
Molecular function (GO): protein binding
Source: RefSeq, a predicted model, not a curated record
AUGCCAGCUCUUCCAACAGAAGAACCAAUCAUAUCAGAUGUCAGACCUUCUUCCGUCAGGUUGUCAUGGAGACCAGCUGAUAUCCCAUCAUACAUGAAUGACACAACGAUACCCGUAACUUACACUAUCCUGUGUCAAGAAUAUCCAGACACUAACUGGCGUCCUCUAGUGAGAAGAAUACCAUAUACAGAUUAUACGGUUAUGGGUCUUCAACCGAACCGUGACUACGCUUUCCGUAUUCAAGCUGAGAAUGAUUUCGGUACAAGUAAACCAACCUUCCCUGCUACUCUUCGCAGGAGACCAGCAAAGGGUGUGACUUCCACUGACUACACCAUCUCUGAUUUGAGUCCUCGUAAGGAUUACCACUUCCGUAUUCGAGCUUACGCUGUAGAGAGUGGGGGUUGUAAAAUAUACGCAGACGUCAAGGGCUAUCCCCUGCCAUUAAUAACCUGGUACUUCAAGGGACAGAAACUGGACACUGAUGGAGGACGCUAUAACCUAGUUAUCUCCCCUGUUGGUCAGAUUGAUUUAGAUUUCAGGGAUGUGACCUGGGAUGAUAUUGGGGACUAUACCUGCGUGGCGGAGAAUGAACAUGGUAAAGCUGAAAGGAUCAUCCCACUCAAAAUGGCUGGUAGGUACAGGACUGAAAGCAAUGAAUCUGUUCAUUAA